ACGUUUCUAUUAUCCGUCAAAUGUCACGAUGACGUUUCAAUAUUUACAUCAGGUUCAAGUUCCAAUUAAAUAAAAUAAUAAUGUACUUAUUACGAAACAUAUCAAAACUAAAUUAUUAUCCGCCUCAAAACUUGUGGUUAUUAAGUAGUAAAGCUGUCAAGUUGAAAAACACACCAUCAUGUAUUCCAGUCCUGCCAUCGCGUCUGAAAAACACCCAACCUGAAAACCCAGCCCCCACAAGUGUGAGACAAAAGCUGCAAAAAGCAGUGGCUGAGUACGGCUCAACAGUGAUCGUUUUCCAUGUAGGCAUUUCAUUAGUUUCCUUAGGCGUUUGCUAUGUUUUAGUUUCAAGUGGCUUGGAUGCACCGAAAUUGAUCCAGUCGGUGGGCAUCAGUGGCGAGACUGCGACCAAAGUGGCCACAAACGCUGGAACCUUUGCUGUGGCUUACACAGUCCAUAAGGUCUUCGCCCCUGUGAGAAUGGGGAUCACGUUGACGGCGACACCCUUCAUCGUGCGCUAUCUGAGGCAAAUCGGCCUCCUCAAGCCCCCAAAGUAACAAUUAAGCACAAAUAUCGUCUGCGCAUUCGUUGGAAAGAAGAAUUUAUUAUUGUUACAUAAGUGACAUAUUUUUAUAAAAGUUUAGUAUUAGAUGCUAUAAACUAUAAAUUAUAAUUAACAAUUAAAAUAUCGAAACUUGAA
This is a messenger RNA of Tribolium madens (black flour beetle), 700 nucleotides long. RefSeq names its product protein FAM210B, mitochondrial-like. NCBI's taxonomy places the organism in Eukaryota, Metazoa, Arthropoda, Insecta, Coleoptera, Tenebrionidae. Gene Ontology annotation, cellular component: mitochondrion. Bases 81 to 557 code for a protein of 158 amino acids. The transcript is spliced from 2 exons. The record is from RefSeq and is a predicted model, not a curated record.